Cynoglossus semilaevis (tongue sole) is the source of this 2896-nucleotide messenger RNA. RefSeq names its product G protein-coupled receptor, class C, group 5, member Ba (gene gprc5ba). Gene Ontology annotation, biological process: G protein-coupled receptor signaling pathway. Lineage: Eukaryota; Metazoa; Chordata; Actinopteri; Pleuronectiformes; Cynoglossidae. Gene Ontology annotation, molecular function: G protein-coupled receptor activity; protein kinase binding; protein kinase activator activity. The coding region runs from base 813 to 2033 and encodes 406 amino acids. The record is from RefSeq and is a predicted model, not a curated record. Gene Ontology annotation, cellular component: extracellular exosome; plasma membrane; intracellular membrane-bounded organelle. The transcript has 4 exons.
AAGAGUUUGCGAUAAAAAUCUGCACAACAGUGACUUUAUAGCUAUGUGUGUGUGUGUGUGUGUGUGUGCUUAAAUGAGCGUGCGCAAAGUGGUUUCCCCCCAUGUCAGAUAAAAAUUAAUUUAUAUGAGAGCAGCAGUUAAAGGGAGGGAGACCAUUGGGGCCUAUCUCUCUCUCUCUCUCUCUCUCCCUCUCUCUCUCUCUCUCAGUGUGUGAGCGUGCAUGUGCACAGACAGGGUUUACCAUUACCAUCGGGAGCGCACUCUCCGGUGAUGCCCUCAGUCAGGAGCAGUGGUCGGACAUUCGAACACACAACCCUCGGCCUCAGCGGUUGUGUUACUCACCGUGUUCGUGUUUUCAUACACUUUCACUGAACUGCGUUUUUUCUGCGUCUUUUUUCCCCCGUAACUGCGCUACAACUGGCGCAGUGAAGAGCAAAGAUGCGCACCGCUGAACAAAGGAUUUAAGAGGAAAAACGUCAAGAAUCCCUGUCACACACUGUGAUCCUGACACCUCAGUGUCUCCGGUCCUGCCCGGUCUCGUCAGGACCAGAAUACAGGAUUCAUGCCAACGUUUACAGAGCACAGGCACGGGCUGAAUGACCGGGUUCCUCCGGUUUGAAACCCGGAGCAGGAGGGAUCCUCUGGUCUGAACGCGUCCCUGUCUGUGUGGAUGGAGAGCGGGGAUCACACUGCGCCCCUCGCUUGUUCCCAAAUGUGACAUUAAUUGUUUUUGUAAAUUCAUCUCUAGGAUCAGACCUGACAAGUGAGAGUCCAGUUUUUCUUAUCGGAUCUGUUUACACUCGUAAAGAUAAAUGGCGUUCCUCCCAGUUUCAAUCCUGCUGCUGCUCACUGUUGCCCAUCAAGCUCGCAGCCAGGAUUUCGAGGACUCUGACGCCCUCCCAAGGGGCUGUGGAUGGGGCCUGGAGCGUCCCUUCACCCUCCUCUGUGAUCUGGACUCAAUAUGGGGCGUGGCAGUUGAAUCCGUGGCCACAGGUGGUACACUGACUGCCAUCUUACUCGCCCUUGUCCUCUUGUGUCGUUUACGCCACAUAAGUGAGGCUGAGAAGCGCAGCAGCGUGGGACCCAUCCUCCUGCUGCUCUUCGGCAUCCUUGGCCUGUUUGGCCUGAGCUUUGCGUACCUGAUCGAGGAGGAUGAGACCUUGUGUCUGCUCCGUAGAGCCCUGUGGGGGCUUUUCUUUGCUGUGUGCUUCUCUUGUCUGCUGGUGCAAGGCGUGCGCCUGCGAAGGCUGGGCCGGGAGCGUCGGAGCCCCGGUGGGUGUGCCCUGACUGGCCUGGCCCUGGGUUUGAGCACUGUUCAGGGCAUCAUUGCUGCAGAGUGGCUCCUUCUGACCGUUCUACGUGAGGGACGGGCCGCCUGUCAGUAUCUGCCCAUGGACUUCUCUUUAGCCUGCAGCUAUGUGUUAGCACUUCUGCUAGCUGCACUGACCGCUGCCUCCCUGGCUGUAUGUGGAAAGACACGUCAGUGGCGCUGUAAUGCCGUUUGGCUGCUGGUGACCUGCCUGCUGUCGCUGCUGCUGUGGGUUGCCUGGGUGGGCUUCUACCUGUACGGCAAUGACUGGCUGGGGAAGUCUCCAGAGUGGAACGAACCCGCACUUGCCAUCGCUUUAGUAGCUCAGGGCUGGGUACUGCUCAUCUUCCAUGCCAUCCCUGAAGCACACAUUUGCAUCAGACCCCCCCCACAGCCCACUGCACCGGAUUACUUUGACACCUCCCAGAACUCGACAAGGAUGCGGGAGACCAGUUUUGAUGAAGACAUCCCUCUGUCUCACAGGCAGUUUGUGGAGAACCAGGGUUAUGGAUACAACGAUGAGAGUGCUGCAGGCCUGAGGAGUGCUGGUGGUGCUGGACAACACAACAGUAACACCGGUACCAGGCCCAGCGCACCUUUCCGCAGCAACGUGUACCAGCCCACUGAGAUGACCAUGAUCCUAAACGGGGGAGCGGUGAGUACUUCCUCCCACUCUCAGGUUCCCUCUGCUCCUCCCACCUACACGGGCAGGCAGCUUUGGUGAGUGACCCACAUGGUAAAGAGAAAAUGAAGUAAAAAUUCAAGGGGUAGAAGAAGGUGGAGUGGGUGAGGAAGUUGAGGACGAGGCGACUGCCUUGUUGGACCGGAUGUGGACUGUGCGAGGACCCUUUUCAUUUGUGUACAGACUUAAGUGCUGAUUGUGUGCCAAUUUUGUAUGAGUGUUUGUGAGCCUAACAGAAAGCAGGGUAUGGAGGACAGAGCUAAAAGCUCAUCACGCACACACACCUGUUCACGGGAGAUUAAAACCAUGAGCAGAAAAAAAACACACACAUAUACACACCAUCUCCGAUUCAGUUGAUGAAAACUGUGAAAAAUAUGUCACCUAUUCUCCAUCUUUGUAAGGAUGUCCAAGUGGAAGCAUUUGGCUCUGUCCUCCAUUCAUCCACUCAGUGCAGAUGAAGACAAAGCACACGGGCAACUGUACAGUUAAAGCACUGCCCACUUAACACAACAAUCCAGGCUGUGUGUGUGUCUGUGUGUGUGUGUGUAGAAUAUUUGAAAGGAGAGUUUUGUUUUUUUUUCUCAAAAAUCUCAUUUUCGCCACUUCAACACACCUUCCCUCUCCAAACUUUUACCCCACUCCUCCCUUUUUCCCAACUGUCACAGGCGAAAAUAACAUACAAUUCCUUUCGCCUUGACUCAUCCUCCCACCUGAUUGGACACUGGUUUGACACAGAAACAAACUGUGAAGCCCCGAACCGUAGUGGGAAAAACAAGAUCCCUUUGUGUGUCUUUGGACACAGCAAAAGUUGCCCCGGAGCACCUGAACAGAAGGACAACAAGCUGCUAAUGAACUACUGUUAGAUACAUGGAGGAGUAUGGAACUGCUGAUUGGACAAAAAAAAA